This is a messenger RNA of Equus caballus (horse), 4082 nucleotides long. It is a transcript of the gene CIMIP6, whose product is annotated as chromosome 15 C2orf73 homolog. The record is from RefSeq and is a predicted model, not a curated record. Lineage: Eukaryota; Metazoa; Chordata; Mammalia; Perissodactyla; Equidae.
GUUGCUUAGCAACGCGCGAGUCACAGUCGCAGCUCUGCGCGGGCCCUUUUCCGGGCCGGGCUCAGUCCCUGAUCCUCCCGUGAGGCUCCUUGCUGCCGCGUGUCAGGCCAUAGGAGCCCAUGGAGGGAGAGGAGGAUAAGCAGCAACAGCAUAAAAUAGAAGAUGCUGGUAUAGUGUAUAUAACUGAAAAAAAAGAAGAAAUCAAACGUGGAAAAAAACCUGGAAAAAGUAUACAGCAUUCAAAUCCAUGUGUCAGGAGAGGACGUAUAUAUUAUGCGAAAUUCAUUAACACAAAUGCAAGAACGUGCAAUGAACCAGUUCCCUACAUAGAUCCCAAAAAAGGGCCAGAAGAGCAGGGUGAUUGGUGGUCACAUGGUAAAGGACUGGAACAUCCAUUGCAACCACCUUAUGACACUAAGAGCACCCAGAGGAGUGACUUUCAAAAACCAUCGUGUCUGCCGGUUUUGCCAGUGAAACACAGCAAGUUGCAAAAGCCUUCUUGUGGAAUAGUUCCACUUGCCUCUCCUGAUGCAUCAGCAGAACUUCAAAAGAAUUUUAUAGAACGCAUCUCUUUUAUCCAUCAAUUUGAUGCCAGGAAAAUUCCCGGUGAGCCCAUUCGGGGAAAGCGACAUGGAGUUUUUGUACAGACAGAGAUAAAACCAGGGAGUAGGCCAAUAGUUCCUAAGGGAACAGAGGUAUUACUGAAUGCUCCAUGGCCAUGCUCAUCAGAACAGUCCAAAAAAACAGAGAAAGGAAACUCAGCGGAAAGCAAAAUGAUCUCACCCGGUCUCUGCCGACAAAAUUCCCAAGAGCUGUUAGAGACUAAAACUCACUUAUCAGAAACAGACGUCAGAGAGGCAGCCAAGGCCUGCCCCAGCAAUCCUGAGAGAAGGGAGAAGACUGCAGACACCCUUCAAACGGCUGCAGCAAAUGCUCUGCUCACCAGGCGCAAUCCUUUAAAUCCACCAGUAAAAAGUCAGGAUAAAUCAGGAUAAAUUACCUUCUUGAGAUUCAAACAGAAUCCUUGGAAUGUAGAGAAAUUUCAGAAUCAUACAGGCCCUUGCAUUUGCUUUUUCUGUUGUCAAGAACCUCAGAACAUACAAUUUACACAAAUGGAAAAAUGAAAAGAAGACAAUUAAACUAUAGCAAAAUUUUAAGAGUGGGCUCCAAUGAGUGAUGGAUUGUGAGACAUAUUUCUAUGUCAUAUUAUUUAUUAACAAAACAACUUAGUUUUGCACAGAAGUAAAUGUAAUUAAUGAAUGUUGUAAAACUUUUAGAGGAGAGGCCUAAUAGAUAGUCAUUAGUUACGGCUCUGGAAUCAAACCAACUGGGACUGGAAUUUUGGCUCCACAAUAUGUGUGAGCUGUGCAACCUUGGGUAAAUUACUUAACAUCUCUAGACUUCAGUUUCAUCUGUAAAAUUAGAAUAAUAGUGACUUCAUAAGGUUAUUGAGCAUGAGAUUAUGCACAUUGAUCAAUCAGUGAUCAAUAUAAUCGUAUCAACACUAUCACUAUAAUUAAAAUUUCAAUUUAAGGAUAACGUUCUCCUAUAAACUUAAAUUUUCCUCCUUAUUCUAAAACUUUGAACCCCUCUAUAUACAAUUAAGAGUGUGAAAAUCUAAAAAUGUUUCUCCUGGUACAAGAUACAUACACACACACACACUUAAUUCAAAGACAUACGGAUACAUAGAAUAUCAAAAUAUUUUCUAAAUUGUUUUUUAUUUUACUUAGAUCAUUUCUAGCACUAACUCAACCUUUGCUUUUUGGAUGGGUGUAGUAUGGUUAAUUCCACCAGCUAUUCCAUUUGUACAUUCAGUGUGCCAGAAUGUGUCCACUAGAAGCUAUGUUGUGUUGCAUCCUAGCAGAAGUAGGUACGGUAUCCCUCUGCUGCCAAAAGAGUAGUUACUUGCCAAAAAAAUUUCCAUGGGUAUGUAUCAAUUGCAAACUGUUAUCUGCAGUACUGAUAAGACUAGAGGCGCAUCUUUACCGCUUUCUCCUCCACUAAAGAAAUUUUAAUAGACUGCAAACGAAUGAAUGCCAUUACUACAUAUAUGUGUACUGGGGUCUUCCAGUUCUUACAACAUGGUGGAUUAAAGCUGAUAGUGAACUCCUUGCACUCCAAACACCUUGAAAUGCUGAACAAAAUGGAACAGCAAACCAACAAAUACAUAGUCAAGCUCACGGAACAGAGAAACUUUCAUUUUCCAAAAUAGAGAACUCGUUUAUUUGUGUAUCAAUAUAUAUCUUGAAGAUCUUUCCUUGUCAACACAUGUAGACUACCUCAUUAUUUUAAUAGCCGCAUAAUCUUCCAUAGUAUAGAUACACUAUAUAGUUGGAGCAAUAAGGAUGCAAGCUUUGGUGUGUGUGGGGGAGAAGAUGUUGGGGGUUGUUAGCUGACUUGGAGAGAGUACUUAAAGGCUAGGGACUUGAAUUUUAAUCCACAUCGGAACAGAGAUGGAACGUUAUGGCCUCUAAAGUAGAGAGUUGGAAUUGAACCCUGCAUAAAGCUAGAACCCUCAAAUACUUGGCCUAUUGGUACAAGAUGGACUAGAAGAACUCCACUCAUGUAACCAGGCAGACAGCAAGAAAGUUUGCCUCUGCCCAGAGCUAUAGAUAAUGAAUAAAAUCUUUGUGAGAAACUGAAACCUCAAGCUUCUGCCACAUUCCGGUUUGGAAUAUGAAUUUAAAUGCAGGACAUCUCAUAGGACACAAAAUUAACAUAAAAAUUAAUGCUGCUCGUUACUACUGAGUUACCUGACAAAAGCAAAUGCCAAACUCCCCUGGAGAGACAUUUUCAUAAUCCACAGAAAAAAACAGUUCCUAAUAAAGAUAGGGUCACAAACAAAAAUUACAAAUCACACAAAGAAGAAAAGCAAACUGAGCAAGAGUCUGCAGUACAACAGAGAAUAACUAAAACUUCAGAACUGAGAUAAUAGAAUUAAAACACUUUCAAUGUCAAGAUUCUUGUCUUUUUCGACUCUGGAAAAUUCUAUUCUGAAGUCUUUUCUGUUAUUUCUGUGCCCCUCCACUCUCCCUCUUCUCUCCUUCUAGAACAGCUACUAGCUGAGUGAUGGAACACUUGAAUUUGUCUUCUGUCUCUUAACUGUUCUCUAAUUAUUCUUCUCAUGAUACUUUUAUCGCUAAGUAAUGCAAGAAUCUCUUAACAUUAGCUUUCUACUAACUAAUUUAGUUUUCAGCCAUGUCCAUUGUUAUGCCAGCCAUCUAUUGAAAUUAAAUUUUUUUUAGUAUUUUUAAUUCCCAAGAUCUAUUCAUGCUUCCUUAAUACAUGAGACUCUUCCUACAUUAUGGACAUGAUAGCCUCUCUUAUCCAUCUUAGGAUAUUGUAAUUAUACUUAAUGUCUUUUGUUUGCUCUUGUUAAUUUUUGUAUGUUUAAUUCUGUUACUUUUUGUGUGUUUAAUUCUGAAAGUGAGUGUGAUGCCUCAUUUUCUUGGUAUCGUACUUUUUUCUCAAAUGUUCGGUGAUUCUUGGUCGUAUACUCUUCUUCAAUUAUGAGUUUCCAGAUCCCUAUCAAUAUAAGCUGUUUCUGUCUACUAGAAACCGACUUCAGGACAAGAUUGGGCUAUGUAGUCAGAUGGGAUCUGAAGAUGAGUUGUCUGAUGGGCUCUUUGAUCCUCCUGGGGGUCACUAGCUACUCAGGCGCUGCCCUGCGUUUCCAGCCCUGGUGUAUGAUUCAUUCAUACCACAGCUGCCCAUUGCUUGGCACAAGCAGAGCAGGUAGGAGAUGACUGAUUUGCUGCUCCACACACAGUUCCCUAGUCUUUCAAACUGACAAAUGCCCCAGGGCUCCUUCCACCUCUUAAUAUCCAUUGCCUCUAUGCUUGUAGUUCUACCAGACUCACCUCCACAGCAGUCAUCUCUAUAUAUGUGCAGCUUUUGUUUCAUUUAGUUUUGCUCCUCCAAACAUUUGUUUUCUGGAUUAUCUUUCAGAAUUUUUUAAAAAUGUAUUUCUUGUGCUCACUUCGGCAGCACAUAUACUAAAAUUGGAACAAUACAGAGAAGAUUAUCAUGGCCCCUGCGCAAGGAUGACACACAAAUUCGUGAAGCAUUCCAUAUUUUUCAAU